Molecule: messenger RNA, 2808 nt
Organism: Misgurnus anguillicaudatus (oriental weatherfish)
Lineage: Eukaryota; Metazoa; Chordata; Actinopteri; Cypriniformes; Cobitidae
Gene: nanos1
Product: nanos homolog 1
Molecular function (GO): zinc ion binding; RNA binding
Source: RefSeq, a predicted model, not a curated record
ACAGUGAUCUACUGGUCAGGCAGGAGAAAACACGCUGGGAAUCUGCUCCUAAAAGAAACUUGGUUUGAAAAAGCCCCGCCCUCCUUCUGCCUCUUCUGAAGCCUUAUAACCAGAUGCCCGUUCUUCGGGCGCAGAUAUCCAAGAAAGGCACUGGAGUGGACCAGAGUUACGCACAGAUCCUGGAGACCAGAGUGAAAAAAACUGACGGAAUAUAUUUACACGUUUGUGACAACAUCCCUGUUGAGGAAGAAAUGGAUUUUUUGAACCACAACUACUUGAGUGCGCGCACCUCGUACGACUACACCUUUAAUUUUUGGAAUGACUAUCUCGGGCUGUCCACGCUGGUCACGAAGAAUAAGCACAGCGUCCCCCAGAAUCCCAACUCCAUAACGGAGUCGCUGAAAGCCACCUUGGGUUUGGACGACACCCCUCCGUGCCCGUGCGUAAUCGCGGCCGGUGGCGACGCCGAAAGCGGAGGGCACCUGGACUCGUGCUGCUGCACCCCGCCUGCCUCCAUCUCCAUUCUGGACCUGAAAGAGCGCUUCUCUAUCCUUAGCCCGUUUCAGAACCAGGGCACGGGGGGGCUGCUGUCCUCCUCUCCGGAGCGGGAGAUGGGCAUGGGAGGGAGCUUCGCCGGAUUUGAUCUGUUCGGUGUGGAGAGGAAGAUGAGGAAACCGCCUGCGCGGAAUAAGCAAGAGCCCAAGAUCUGCGUCUUCUGUCGGAAUAACGGCGCGCCCGAGGAGGUUUACGGCUCCCACGUCCUGAAAACCCCGGACGGGAGGGUGGUGUGUCCCAUCCUGCGGGCGUACACAUGCCCCCUAUGCAGCGCCAACGGGGAUAACGCACAUACAAUAAAAUACUGCCCUCUCUCCAAAGACCAGCCUGCCCAGAGAGUGCUGAAGGGAGGCAGAGCUGUGGGUGGUAAGCGAGUGAAAAUCUUCUAAAAGAGACUGAAGAAGAGUAAAUCUAGACUUACAUUAUUGCACUGAACAUUUCUAUUAAAAUGACUGUUCUGAUUGCGGCUUUCCAAGUCUUAACUACUAGGCAACAUGAUUUAUUAAACAAAGAAGAUAUCAAUGUUUUUGUUAAGAAUACUUAUAUUUUUAUAGAUACUUUAUUUCCAUAGUUUAUUGCAUACUUUAUUCAUAAAAAGCUAUUUUUUUCCUUUUCACGCAUAGAUUUAGAUGUUUAUUCAUUGAAAAUUCAUACUCACGUUUUGUGUUUUUUGUUUGUUUUUGGGGGUGGGGGGCAAUGAUAACUAAAAAAAUGUUAUUUUUGUUUAAAAUGGGAGACGUGAAUGUUAGCAUAUACACCAGAGGAGUUACUCUUCUGUCAAACUCAAGUAUUUUUUUUACUGUAAGCCAAGCUUGCACCACAUUUGUGUCUUUUAAACCAAAGUUUAUUUUUUGCCAUGAAUCGAUUUUAAGAAUGUUCCACACGACACGUCGUCACACUUGUAGUCGACAGGAGUUUAAACUAAAGUUUAGUCCUAUUCCUCUGCAGUCCACUCCAAUAUUUAUCUUUCUCUAGGCUCUGACAUUUAAUACGCGCACGGACGCGCAGAGCAACACAAUAGAGUCUCUGUUGCGCGUUCAUGUUCUCAGCAUAACUUCAUAAUCGGCAAGAUUAUUUCCAACUACACUGACAGAGCCAGACUGGGUAACAUUUUACAUUACAGGGUCCAUGUUACACACAUUUCAUGCAAAUAAAAUUGAUUAUGUUACUAGCAAAGUAAAGCAGCUCCAAAAAUAAAGUUCACAUGCCUAUCUGUUGCACAUCAGUAACACAUUGUAACAUGAACAAUUUAAUGUAAUGUGUGGCCGUAGGUGCCCAAACUCUGUGAGGUGCCCUUUCAAUGUUUACACCCCAAGUAGGGGAACACACACUGGAGAGAAACAAAUCCAAAUGGGUGCCUCUCUUAGCUUGAUAUCAUCUGCUCAACCCUUCUCACAAAGUUCACCUUUCUCCAAAACAUCAAGUGGGUGGGGAAAGGAAAAGGCGUAUGAAAAACAACACUUUGACCAUUCUUAAAGGUCCACAGUGGAUAAAGCACGAAUUGUUUUUUUAAUAAAAAAGAUUUUUGUAAAAAACAAUGCAUUUGCCCCUUUUUGCAUUAUGUACAAGAAUAAAUCCCAAACUUGGAAAUGAGAAAAGGAUGCAAAAAUAUUGUGAAUGUACAAUUGACACUUGCAGGACUGCACAUUUCUGACAGUUAUGUUUACCAAAGGAUUUCCAAUGUAAUGAAGUACGGAACAUACGUUUGCUGUAUUGUAAAUAAUUACCGAAAAAUGGAAAAGAAUUAAGUGAUGUCUAUUCAGUAUUUUACUGUUAAAAGUGACUUCAGAGGGAACUACCUCACCAGGAUUUUGUACUUACAUGUAAAAUGUCAACAGCAGUUUAUUAAUAUAGUGUGCCAUUUAUAACAAGGGUUUAUAAUAGUAUUUUUGAUCUUUGUAUAACAUAAUUGUAUUUUUUUUCUCUGUGCAUUCUACAGAUAAAAAGUGAAAUCCCAAUAAGCUCUAAGCAUUGUUUGCUAAAAGAUGACAGCUGUACAUAAUAUUAAGAAUGAACGAUAUCAUACAUUUUAAGUUUCUGUUCAAUGUUGCAUUCUUGAAUAGCACGAGAUAGCGGCUGAUAAUUAAAUGUCAAAGACAAUUUGCCACUUUUAAGGUUUGUAAAAGAGUAAAAAAGAAACACUGUUGAAUUUUCUUAUUUAUAUUUUGUCACAAUUCCCUGUAUGCUGCUGUGCAGAAAUUAAAGAGAUGAAUUCACUAGAUAAAUAAACAGCUUAUGAAAUGGAUAAACUGG